Micromonas commoda is the source of this 1800-nucleotide messenger RNA. RefSeq lists its product with no specific name. The transcript has a single exon. NCBI's taxonomy places the organism in Eukaryota, Viridiplantae, Chlorophyta, Mamiellophyceae, Mamiellales, Mamiellaceae. The record is from RefSeq and is a predicted model, not a curated record. Bases 1 to 1800 code for a protein of 599 amino acids.
AUGCGUUCGGACCGUCGACGACGUCUCGAGGCUGGGCGCGCUAGCGCAGCUCGUUGUGGCAAAAUUUCAAACUUUUGGCUUCACCCAACUGAAACAGCAGCGUCGGACGUGCCGAACACGACACAGUCAGUCAGUGUAGGGAUGCGCGCGGUCGUCCUCGCGGUGCUCUCGGCGCUGGUGCUGGCGCCGUCCGCCGCGGAUGCCUUCCGCGGCGGCGGCGACUGCUCCGAUAUUCCGAGGUUCCCGUCCGAUCGCCGCGGCGACGGGCAGGGCAGAUCGAACCGCCUGACGCUCGCCACGUUCGACGCGAGGUGGAUCGCGACGAUGAGCCCCGUCAACGCCACCGCGAAGGGCGAGAAGCAGGACAAGGCGGUGGCCGACCGGUUGCGCGCGGAGGACCGCGAGCGGUACCGCGCGUUCGGAAAGUUACUGGCGGAGAUCAAGGCGGACGUCGUCGACGUCUCGGGCACGAACGGGUGCGGCGCGCUCAGGCAGAUGCUCUCCGCCGAGGUGCAGCUCCUCCCCGAACACGCGUCGAAGGUGCGUCAGUACCUGCACGAGCGGCCGGAGGACAAGGGGAUCGCCAUGCGACACACGGGGAUGCUGACGUACGUGGAUCCCAGCGUUAACAUCACGCGCGUCGACGACGCGCGCGUGGCGUACCCCAUACCGCACACGCGAUGCCCCGCGGACGAACGCGACCGCGCGGAUCAAUCAUCAUCGUGCGAAUCGGAAUAUUCCUGCGCCGCCGCCGACGACGACGACGACGCCGACGCGUCCUCGUGCGCCGCGGACGCCGCGCGCUCGUGCGCCGCGGCCCGCACUCGCGUCACGGGCCCGCCCAGGGACCACUACGUCACCCGCAUGGCCGUCGGAAACAAGAACGUGACCCUCCUCGUCGUCCACUUCGACGAAGACGAUUGGUCGUGUGCGCGACGCGAAGCGGCGGCGACGAUCGUGGCGAACGAGGCGGCGCGAACCAGGCGGGGAGGGUUAGGGUUUGGGGGUGAGUCACCGGGUGGUGAGUCACCGGGCGGUGAGUCACCGGGCGGUGAGUCACCGGCCCCGGUGUCGUCGUCGUCGUUCGACGGCAGGACGCGGGUGGAUGACCUCGUGGUCAUCGCCAGGCUUCCCUCGUCCGGCGCGGGCUCCGAAGAUCCCGCGGCGCCGCACCCGACGGACGCGGACGCCGUGGCGGACGCGCUGGCGCUCAGGGGCACCGAGCUCGAGUUGUACGAGCCGGGAGGCUUUCAGCAGGUUGUCGACGUCGACGACGACGACGCCGGGGAGCGCGAGGCGCUCGAUCGGCCGAGGAGGAACAGGACCUCCGCGGUGUUUUUGUCCAAAACACUCGUGGAGUGGACCACUUCGGUGACGGCUCGCGAGGUUCCGACGCCGGGGAGUCAAAAGCGGCAGCUCGGUCACCCGCUCGUCGUCGACAUCACGUUCAAGGCGUACUGCGCGUUCAGCGGGGACGUGGACACGUGGGAAGAGUUCCUCACGCCGGGCGUCGCGUUCUUCGCGGUGUUUGAACUCGCGUGUUUCUGCGUGUGGUCGCUCGGGAUAUACAAACUGUUCCUGGGAAAGGACGAGGGCCCGCACUGGAUGAAGAACUUUUACCGGUGGCAGAUGGACGUCCCGACGCUGGAGGAGUUCUUAGCCGAGGAGGAACGGCUGAACGAGUUGGAGGAACGCGAGGAGGCCGAGGCGGAGGCUCGGGAACGAGCGGCGGCCGAGGGCGGCGGCAAAGGCGUAGGCGGAACCGCCGUCGAGAACCGGGACGAGGACGGCUCCUCGUGA